Galdieria sulphuraria is the source of this 1456-nucleotide messenger RNA. RefSeq lists its product as hypothetical. The record is from RefSeq and is a predicted model, not a curated record. The transcript has 4 exons. Bases 20 to 1429 code for a protein of 469 amino acids. NCBI's taxonomy places the organism in Eukaryota, Rhodophyta, Bangiophyceae, Galdieriales, Galdieriaceae.
AAGUGAAAUCAACAAAUUUAUGUCCGCUACAAUAGAAAGCAAUAAAGUCUCUUCUUAUCUGAUAAGUUUUACUCCUAAAGAUAAUUAUACUUUUCAGGAAGGUCUGGAAGAGACUUUUACGGUCAAACAGCCAUUUUUAAAGCGUGCCUCGAACAAGGUUGACACAGUGUACAGUUGGGACCACGACAAAGCUCUUCUUUUUGUUCAAGUUUUUAAGCCUUUAGCACGAAGCGCAUUACUGGGCUAUGAUUCUACCAUCAUGCUGUUAGGCUCAGAGAAUGCAGGAAUGACUCUUUUACUGGAAGGGAGAGAAAACACUUUAUUCAACACACUUGAGUAUCUAUUUUCAGAGAUAAGAAAGGAAAGUGAGGAAAGGCUAUUGUUUGUGUCAUGUUUCGAGACAGUGGGGACCACACUGGUAGAUUAUGUGGGAAAUUAUUUAGGCGACAGUGCACGAUAUUCUUAUUCUGUUUCAAAAACAUCAAUCUCUCUCCUAAGGGUAGAAGAUACUGGAAAGGAUAUGCAAAUUGCGAAAAAGAUAGUUUCAGAAGAAAGAAGAAAUAGAAAGCGUCAAUUUGUGGUGCAGGUUCUUGUCACUUCAAAUUCUCACCCAGAGUCGGGUGAAUAUUUUCUAUCAGGCAUUAGUUUUAUUCUCUUUUCAGAUUGCGACUCUGUUGUGGAACGCCUUAGUCAGCUCAGUUCUUUGAAGAUUGAUCCUUGCUCAGAACCUUCUCGUGUACUCUUUUAUCCAUUUUCUACUCAAAACGUGAACGAGCUCAUUUUAGACCUUGUUUGCUCUGCUUUAGGAGGAAAUCGUCUCGGUGCAAUCUUGGUUUUGGCCAAUUUGCAAGACUUGAGUAGAAACGUUAUCGAGUCCUUGUUAUCCUUUGCAUCUUCGCUGUGCCGUGUGGAAAACAACCCGACUCAAAGUAUAUUGAAACUCCGUGUUUCGUUAAAUUCACAUAGAGAAGUCGUAUCUCAUCCGAGACUUAAUAAUUUAGAUAGCCGUCUUAACGAGGCACAGUUGGAAAUUGAUCAAGCUAAAUACAAAUUUGGCGUUACGAGAACUCGAAGACCCACUCCCAGUUCUGCCACUUGGAAAAGCUUUCUCAAGUCAUUAAAGAUCAUGCCUUCUGGGGAGUCAUAUCGAAGUAAUCCAACGUCACCUGCUCUUUCUCCAACACCUAGUCCAGCUGAUGAACUUGAAUAUGCCAGUCGAAACCAAUAUUCAGAAAAUGCUUCUGAAGAUGGCCGUGACUUGAGAUACAUUCAUUUAGCCUCCCGAGAGUCUACUUUUCACAAGGUAUUGAAUGACAGUUUAUUUGCCUUGUUUAUGACGCCCUUCAAUAGUGCUUCAAAUGCUGUCUUCCAAAAGCAGUGUUUAACGAAUUUCGUAGUAUAUUCGAUGUUUCUGAGUCUCCUUGAAUAGUUCAAAUGGAAUGGAUUUGUAUAUCUA